UGGGAGGAACGAUAUGACCCUGCAUCGGGUCGCGCAUACUUUGUAAAUCACAACACGGAAACUACAACCUGGGAGCACCCAAGCCCUUUACCAGAUGGUUGGGAGGCUCGAGCAACGUCAGACGGGAGAGCCUAUUACGUAAAUCAUAACACCAAGACGACUAGCUGGGACGACCCG
Molecule: messenger RNA, 177 nt
Organism: Fusarium vanettenii 77-13-4
Lineage: Eukaryota; Fungi; Ascomycota; Sordariomycetes; Hypocreales; Nectriaceae
Exons: 1
Biological process (GO): hippo signaling; positive regulation of transcription by RNA polymerase II
Cellular component (GO): cytoplasm; nucleus
Molecular function (GO): transcription coactivator activity; protein binding
Source: RefSeq, a predicted model, not a curated record